GCAGCAUUUCUGUCUUCUCUAGCUCUGGUUUCCACUCGAGCUGGUUUUUAGAGAGAACGAUGGGGCUUGCUACGACCCUUUUCUCUUCAAUGUUCUCCGCCUCAGUUAGCACCACCAGAAGUAACCCAUUUCCCAUCCGCCACGGCCGCCACCUCCUCCUCCGCCGCCUCCGCUUCCUGUCAACCCCUAAAAGCUGCAGUUUAAGUUCUCAGAGAUCAUUUCCCAAGAACACCGCCCGCCGAGUUUCAUGUAGUGCGGUGGAAGUGGAAGAUGGAACAGAUGAUGAAACUUGCGAAUUAGUCAACGGAGUGGAGCUUUCCCUAGGAGAAGGCGUCGAUAGCUUCGAAGCUUACCUUUUUAAGGCAGUGAAGAACAACAACGGAACUGGGUUGUUGCUCUUGUCUGAUCUCUUCGGCUUUGAAGAUUCAUCCACGAGAGACUUUGCGUACCGCAUUGCUUGCAAUGGUUACAAUGUUCUGGUUCCGGACUUGUUUCGUGGUGAUCCAUGGCCAAAGGAGAAGCCAAGAACUGAAUUUGAGCGAUGGAUGGGUGGACAAGACCCGAAGAGGGUUGCAACAGAUAUUGCCAUGGCAACUAAAUGGAUGGUUGAUGAAUUCAUGGCUGCCGGGAUCUCAAAGAAGCUUGGGGUAAUUGGGUUUUGUUUUGGAGGUGGUCGGGUGAUCGACGUGCUUGCAGCAGACCAGGGAGCUUGUUUUGGUACUGGGGUCUCAUUUUAUGGCACCAGGAUGGAUCCAUCGACAGCAUCCAAAGCGAAGGUACCUGUGUUGUUUAUUUCAGGGGACAAUGACCCGCUAUGUCCUGUUAGUGUUUUGAGUGAUUUGGAGAAGAGAAUUGGGAUGGGAUCUAAGGUGAUGAUUUUCAAGGGAAGAGGUCAUGGGUUCGCCCAUCGACCUGGAUCGCCUGAAGAAGACUCUGAUGCAGAGCAGGCUUUUGGAGCAAUGAGGAAUUGGCUACAUGAUGGCUUAGUUGAGAAGAGUUAGUUAAGUGCUUAUUUGUACUCUAAUGUAUAUUUGAUGAAUAAUCCGGACAAAAGAAUGUAUGUAUUUUUCUGGAUAAUUCUUAAGCUGAACAAAAAAACCCUACCACU
Messenger RNA from Rubroshorea leprosula, 1108 nucleotides. NCBI's taxonomy places the organism in Eukaryota, Viridiplantae, Streptophyta, Magnoliopsida, Malvales, Dipterocarpaceae. The record is from the annotation of a GenBank genome assembly.